Molecule: messenger RNA, 1455 nt
Organism: Nicrophorus vespilloides
Lineage: Eukaryota; Metazoa; Arthropoda; Insecta; Coleoptera; Silphidae
Product: GRIP and coiled-coil domain-containing protein PFC0235w-like
Exons: 6
Coding region: 120-1226 (368 amino acids)
Molecular function (GO): RNA binding
Source: RefSeq, a predicted model, not a curated record
AGAGCCAUCUGCUGGAAACGGAUGUACGCAUUUUCGUAAACAUAACCCAAAUUUUAUUUUUUAACCUAUAAGUUUACACGUUUACUUUUAACUUUAUUUGUUGCAUUUUAAAAAUAAGUAUGGAACCGAAACGAUUGUUUAUAAGUGAUUUGCCGGAAAGUGCUACAGAAGAAGAUGUUAGAAAUAGAUUUAAGAAAUAUGGUGCUGUGACUGGUGUAGAUAUUAAAGAGAGGAAGGAAUUAGGACCAAGGAAUACCUCACAUUACUUUGCCUAUGUUUCACUGAAUGUGGAUAAUAUUUCUUUAGAUAAAUGUUUGAAUGAUGCCAAUAAUAAUGCAUGGCAUGGAGAAUAUGUAAGAAUAACUGUAGCCAGAGAAAAUUUCCUUGAUCGAUUAAAAAGAGAACGAGAGCAAACUAAGGAUACAGAUAAAGAUGCAUAUAAAGCACCUCCACAAGUUGAACAACAAGAUGUUAAUCAUUUCAGAAAAAUAAAUGAUAAUCAAGUGAAUAAUUUUAAUGAAGAUAGGGAAACCAAAUUAAGGAAUUUCAAUAAAUUUGAGGAUGAUUUUAGCUAUGACAAUAAUGUAAAUAACGUAAAGAAGAAACGUAAAUUUGUUGAGGAUGAUUAUGAAAAAGAUACACAUGAGGAGGAAUUCAAAGAACCUGAAGAGAAAACGCUGAAAUAUGAUCAUAAGGGUUUUGACUUUAAUGUGGAUAAAAUAACUCCAGAACUUUUUACAAAUGGUGAAAGUAGUGGCCCUAAAGGAUUCACAUUUGGUUUCAAAUCAAACCAUGAUCAAACAAGUAAUUUUGAGAAUGAAGUUCAUAAUGACGCAUCAAAUAUUAAUUUUAAUUCUUUCAAAACGAAAGAAAAUGAUUCUACGUAUACGGAAGAUUGCGUGAAUGGUGAUUAUUACAACGGGGAUGAUUAUUAUCAGGAAAAUGGUGAGCAAGGAAAUGAUGCCAAAAAUUCAAAAGAAUUGAUGCAUAGACAAAGGAAAUGGCAGCAGCAAUUCUUUUUUACUUAUAGUGACUCUAGAUUCGAAGAUGGUAAACAAUUGUUGGAGAAGAUAAGUAAUCUGAAUAAGAACAGAUUCCUGGAGGAUAGGAAAAUGAUGAAGCAUAUGGUCAAAAUACAGAAGAGAUCACAAUUGAAUUAUCAAAACUUCUUGCAAGAGAAAAGUAUGGAGAGGAUGGCGAAGGCGUCUAAUCGUAUUAUUGAAUAAUCUUCAAUUUUUAACAUAAAUUUAUUAUACAUGCGAUGGCUAUAUAAAAAAAACGGAUAAACAAUGAGUUUCAUUUUUACCUUCAGUUUCAAAUGUUUCUCUCAACAAAGUACAAAACAUUUGUAUUACAAUUUUUCUAACAGAACCUAAGGGCCAGUAGAAGGUAAAAUUAAUAUUGUAUAUAAACAUAACACGUAUAUUAAUAAUUAAAUAUAAAUUAACGAAAAUC